Mytilus californianus (California mussel) is the source of this 9093-nucleotide messenger RNA. RefSeq names its product ral guanine nucleotide dissociation stimulator-like 1. Gene Ontology annotation, biological process: Ras protein signal transduction; positive regulation of GTPase activity. Gene Ontology annotation, molecular function: guanyl-nucleotide exchange factor activity. The transcript has 16 exons. NCBI's taxonomy places the organism in Eukaryota, Metazoa, Mollusca, Bivalvia, Mytilida, Mytilidae. Gene Ontology annotation, cellular component: plasma membrane. The record is from RefSeq and is a predicted model, not a curated record. Bases 325 to 2352 code for a protein of 675 amino acids.
UUGUAUUACAAUAUUUUUUGGAAAUAAAAAAACUAGGAAGUAAUAUUACUGUAGUGAUUUAUUACACUAAUCAUAAGGAUUUAUAAUUUUAGUUAUAUUUAGCUGAAAUCAGAAGUGGGAAAAAUAAUCUCUGUGAAGUGGAUAUAUUCAAUAACACUAUAUCAAAUGGGGAAAUUUAUGUGAUAAAAUGAAACAAUUUUAAUUUGUUGAAACUUCCUGAGAAGGGAGUACAACAAUUUGACACUUGAAAAUCACAUGCAUAAACAAGCUCAGAGUAAAUAAUAAUACUAAUACAUUGUUGACAUUGUGUAUUAGUUGGAUAAAAUGACAUUGGAUGACAUUACACGUUUUUGGCGUGAAGAGAGAGAAGAAGGAGCAGUGUACAGUGUUUAUCUCAAGAAAGUCACAUACCACUCAUUCUGUGCGUUGGAAAAUGAAAAAGGGAAAGAAUUUUCACAUCUCAUGUGGGAGACACAGAAAAUUAGAGUGAUCAAAGCAGGAAGAUUAGAAAAACUAGUGGAAAGCUUAGUGACAGUAAAAGGAGAGCUGGACUCAACUUAUGUUAAUGUUUUCUUGGCUACUUUCCGCACAUUUGCAACACCAAAACAGGUUUUGGAUUUAUUAAUAGACAGGUUUAAAUGGUUGAGAAAAACUGGUACUGACAGUAAAGAAAAGAAGGAGUUACAUGAUAGUCAACAAAGAACAAUAAAAUCUGUAAUAUCGGUAUGGUUGGAUACAUAUCCUGAUGAUUUUAGAGAAGAUCCAGAUUAUCCAUGCUUACAUACUCUUAUGAAAUUCUCAGAACGUCACAUACCUGACAGUGACCUGUCAUCACGAGCCAAACACAAGUUAGAAAAAUUCCUAAAGGAGGCUUCAAAUAGAUCAGAUGGUGGUAUAGAAUUCCGGUUCUCUUUAUGUGAUGAGGUAGAUCAUAUGAUGGAUAUGGAUUAUGUUAAGCCAUUACAGUUAAUGGAUAUCUCCAAUCAGAGGCUAGCAGAACAGUUGACAUAUAAAGAUGCACAAUUAUUUAAAAUGGUUGUACCUCAUCAAUGUCUAGGUGCUGUGUGGGCUCGGAGAGAUAGGAAACAUGGUAGGGGAGGUAAUGUGGCUUCAAGUGUAUUGGCAACAAUAGAACAGUUCAACAGAGUUUCUUUACGGGUUAUUGCUACAAUUUUGAAAAAUCCUGAGCUCAGAGCAUCACAACGUGCUAGGAUUAUACAGAAGUGGAUAGAGACUGCUCAAGAAUUGAGAAAUUUGAAGAAUUUUUCCUCUCUAAAGGCUAUAAUCUCAGGUCUACAGGCUCACUCAAUAUACAGGUUACGGAGAUGCUGGUCGUCUCUUCCAAAAGAGAGUAUAGAAUUAUUCCAGAGGCUUGCAGAAAUUUUCUCUAGUGAAAACAAUCAGAUAGCCUCCAGAGAACUAUUAAUGAAAGAAGCAACAGCCAAGUUUCCUGAGGUAGAUAUCAGUAGUAAAACAACAAGGAGAAGGAAUAUGCAGAAAAGACAAUCAUGGAUUGACAAUGGUAUUGUACAAGGAACUGUCCCUUACUUAGGAACAUUUUUAACUGACUUAACAAUGAUAGAUAGUGCUAUAUCAGACAGAACUGAAGAUGGAUUAAUCAAUUUUGAUAAACGACGGAAAGAAUUUGAAGUUCUUGCCCAAAUCAAACUUUUACAAUCUGCUGCUCAGAUUUAUAAUUUCACAGAAGAUAAACAAGUUUGGAUCUGGUUUGAUGCUGUCCGAGUUUAUGAUGAAACUGAAAGUCAUGAUUUAUCCUGUUCUAUUGAACCACCAAAAGAUGGAGCUACUAGGCUAAAAAAGAAAUCAUCCAGUCUUAGUAGUAAGCCUCCAAAAUUAGACGGAUCAAAAUUAGCCAUUUUUUCUUGUGGACUGGAUGAUCGCUCUAGUAUCUGUAGUUCAUUAGAUUCACCUGUCUCACCUACUCCUGGGAUGUCUCACUCAUCAUCAACAUCAUCUUUAGUAUCAUACGACAGUGACCCACCAACUCCAUUUAAAUCUUCUGACUCAUGUGUGAUACGUGUCAGUUUAGAAUCUGGAAUAUAUACCAAUACUCAUGUUUAUAAAAGUAUUAUGUUACGAAAUACAGAUCAUACCAAUACUGUGAUAGAUAAAGUGCUAGACAAAUAUGGAAUAAUUCAUGGUAGACAUGAAGAAUUCUGUUUAUUACAACAACUAACUGAUGGAGAAUUCCUUAUACCAGAUAAAGCAAAUGUGUUUUAUGCAAUGAACAAUACAGAAAGUGAACUUAAAUUUAUUGCAAGGUCUAAAGAAGAUCAACAAACUAGGUCAUUACAUCGUAAACGAGGACGACGGAAAUUCCGAAUUACUUGAUAGUUGUUAUUAAACAGUGACUAAUAUACUAGAAAUAAUUCUCAUUACAAAAGAAGAAAAUGAAUGCUGUACCUUCCCAGAUUGCUCUAGUCUUAAAGAUGUGGAGAUGAUAGUUAUACCCUCUUCUGGGUUUUUCUCCUGGGAGGUGCAACAAUAGAAGGUCUAGUAACAAACAGACUAAAGCAAAUAUGCUGAAGGAUACCUAGGUGUUUUGUAGAUCCAUACAUAGAUCUCAUAUCAGUUUCUGUCCUUUAAUGGGAAAACAGAUGAAAUACAGUUCAUGUGCCUCAUCUCUUUCCACAUCAUCUUAUAUAAACCAUUAUGUACAAUUAAAUGUGUUCAUGUUGACAUAUAUGGCUUUUUUUUAUAAACAGAAGCAUUUUAACAUGAGGUAAUUUUUAAAGCAAACCUAUACAAAUGUAGUAACUACCAACAAUAACGAUACACGUAAUAUGGUUUUUUAAAUUUUUUGUUUGAAAAUCAACAUUAAAAUUUCAAGAAAUAUAAUAGGUGUAUGGUUUAUUCAAAUAUGAGAGUCAUUUUCUACUUUUUUAUAAACAUGUAGGAACUGAAUUGGGAAUUAGAAUAAAUUUAUGUUCAGUUUAAGGCAUAUUGGACCUUUAUCCAUUUAUUUCUGAAAAUUAUUGAGAAUGUUUUUACUGAUCAAUCUUUCUUAUUAUUCUAAUCAAUCUUUAUUCAAUCUUUAUUCAAGUUGUACUUUAAAAAUGUGAUGGAAAAGGACUGAACACAGCAGAGAGUAAAAUUACAAUCAGAUAAUCAAAUAUAAUAUGCAUUAGUUACUUCACUUAAAAGUCAUUCCAGGUAUGAUGUGGAAUAAUAAAGUUACCAAUAAAAAAUACAGCCAGUCUGAUCAUGUGACAGAUUUUUAUCCCCUUAUUAUACAAUAACAUGGCUGAAGAUGUUUGGAUUUUGUAAAUAAAUUGUGCAGAUGAUAUCCUUAAUAGUCAUAUUUAGUAACUUUUAUAUCAAAUCUGGUAAAAUUCUCAUUUUGGUGUGAGGGCUUUGCUCAUUGUUGAAGAAUAUUUAAUGAAUUUCACCUGUUGAAUUAGGUUCUCAGUGCAUUGUUGAAUAGCUGUCUCAUCACUGUAUACUCAUUAGUUUUGUCUCACCUGUGUCAAAUGUCACAGAUGGAAACUCAAUAUUUUUAAAGAAUGUAUGCUGAUUAACUUACUUCAGUUUAAUAAAACUGUGGUCAUUCUACUUAGAUUUAGUGCAAUAUGAUAUAUAUGUGGUGCUGUUUUAUUUUUGUUACUAGGUGACAGUUGUGAAACUUUGGUGAUAAUAAGUGUAUCUGUGUUUAGUUUCAGCUGAAAAAUGGUUUAUGUAUUUAUCAUACUUUCAUAAAGCGUCUGUCAUAUUUAAAUCUGCUUAAACAUGAGAAAACUGUAAUAUUAUUAACCGAUAAAAAGACCAUGUUUAAUAAUAGAACUGUUAAUUAUUGAAUACUAUAAAUGUCCUAAAUAUUAGUGUUGACUUUUUUAACAUUGGCCAAUGGGUAAAGCAAUUAAGCACAUUUUCUUUUCAACAUUACAGUGAAAGGCACGUUCUUAUUCAGUGACAUAAUAACAUUCAUACAGGGUGAUAUAGAUUUAUUGUACUUUCCAUUAAAAUUUUUGUCGAAUUACAAUUUAAGGUAUGUUUUCAUUUAUAUCUUGGUUUUGAUAUCUGUGCUCAUUAACUUAAUUUUGUACGAAUCACACACUAAUAACAUUGUUUUAUUCAAUCUUGAUUGCAAUAUUGUAUCAUGUAUAAUGCAUAGUGAUUAACCUUAUUUUAGAAACGCCUCUUUUUAUACUGCCUAACUUGCCAUUUUUGUGGUUGUGAUAUUUAUAUAGUUGUCCCGACUUUUUGUAAUUUUUACUAUUUUUAGAUAUGAUGUAAAAUAUGAAAUUGUUUGCUUUCUAUCUAGUCAUUUAGUUUUUAUAUAUAAUUUUACAAUCAAUCAUCAUUUUAUCAUGUCACUCAAGAUUACUUGCAGGGUUAAAAAUUUUGAACUUAAAAAGGGGUGUCUUUAUAUUUUCAGGCGACAUAAUUAUUAACAAGAUUAUGAAAGUUCAGCUUACCAGUUUAACUUGUUUUGUUUAUGAUGACGUCAUAAUAACCGAAUCUUAUCUCAGGACUUCAAAUCUGAAAUUUUGUAAUUGCACAGAAUUCCCCAUCGUCAUUUAUUAAAUGUAACAGACAACAUAUUUGUUGUUUACAGAAUUUUUAUGCCCCACCUACGAUAGUGAAACUGUAUCUACUCCCAUCAAAUUUGAAUCAUUAAAGGAUUUAGUUCUCAAGACUUAAUUUAGGAUUCUAAUGCAAUUGGUUUGUAACAAUAAUUUUCAUUUGACGUUGACAAAUAUUUUGAAGGGUUAGAUUCCACGUUCUACCAGUCCGUAACUAAGAAAGCCACCAUUUUGAAUUCCGAUUUUUUGGUAUGUAAUUUUCUCACAAAAUCUUCUUUUUGUCAACAUUGAAACCAGUCUGAAGCGUACAGUGAUUAUGUUUGACAUUGUGAGUAUACAUAUUACGUCACAUUGUUUAGAUGCUAAAGACGAUGCAACAGUUUCGCUGACUUUUUCAUUUGUCAUUUUAGGCCAAAAUAUUUAUUAAAUGGAAUUUAUUUUAAUAUGCUGCAUUAGAAUGGAGAUAACUGUAUUGUGUUUUCAGCUUGGCCUUCGUAAAACUUGAUUUUACUGUCGCAAAUAUCCGUUUACCUAGCUCUGCUACGUGUCGCUAGGUAAACUCAAUUUGCAACAGUAAAAUCUACAUUAUACGAAGGCCAAGCUUAAAAUACAAUACAGUUAUCUCCUAAUUAUUAAAUUACUAUAAAAUGAUUUACUUCUUAGAUUUUUUCUUUCAUUUUACAAUUGUGCAAAAUAGGAUUUCAGACUUAUAACACUUUAUUUUGUAGAUUAUGUAUUUUAGAUGUUAAAAUUUCAACUACUGGAUGAUGUGGAUGAUACUAAAUCAUAAUUAGCUUGAAAUAUAAAUUUAAAUUGUACAACACAUUACAUAAAUAGCUGUCUUUGAAGCAAAAUCCUAUAUAUGUAUCGUAUUAUCAAAAUAAUGGUAUAUUCUCCUAAAACCAAGUAAUACUUAUAAAAUAUAUUGUUAAGGCAGCAGUUGUAUUUAUUUGUGUUAUUUGUAAUGUUUUCCCAAGUAUGCAUACAGCAUUUCUGUGGUAUAAGUCAUUGUAUGUUUCAUUUAGGGAUAUUGUAAUAUAGAUAAUAUUCAAUAUAAGAUAAUUUUGCCUUUCUGUAAAAGAAUAUCCACUUGGCAUUGUAGUUUAUUAAUGCAUAUCAUAUAACAUAAAAAAAUUCUACAGUUCUUUGAUUGUUAUACUUAAAAUAAAUUUUCUGAAAAUGUAUGUGCUCUCAUCAUGUCUUGCUAUGUUUAUUUGGAAGGGUGAAAGGUUUUGGCAUUUUUUUCUUUUCCUUAAACAAAAAUAACAUUAUUUUUUUUUCAAAUGACUGACUUUUUUGUGGUGUAAAAAAUUGGAAAUCUUUUAAAUUAUGGCCCAGUGAUAUCAGAUUAUUUUUUUUAUAUAUUUCAAUUAUUAUCAUUUUUUGUUUUGCCAGAAACAUUUUGUUUAGGAAACGACACAUAACAAUCCUAUAUCCUGGUGUUUGCAGCGUCAAUAUUUAGGUUCAUUUUAUGGUUAAAUUAUUUUCAGACAUCAUGUACAUUGUAAAGUCUUUGUAGAAUUUUGAUAACUUUGUUUGAAGCUUUUUAAUGAUCAAAAGAUGUGUUCGAAACAAAUUUUGAAAUAUUUUUUUUAACAUUUUCCCAUAUUUUACUGAUAAAUUGACUUAGUUUUUAUACGACCGCAAUUUUUUUUGCAAAUUUUGCAAAAAAAAAGGGGGGGUAAAAAAAUUUUUUUUGGGGGGAGGUCAAUUCGCAACAGCAUAGUGUAUUGCACUAAAACAAAAAAUUGAAUAUAAAUUCAAAUCAUAUAACCAAUUCUAAGUUCUUUGACUACAGUUAUGUCAGAAACCUAUUAUGUGUCAAAUAUUUAAUUACAAUCCAAAUUCAGACCUGUAUCAAAUGCGAAUAUUGUGUCCAUUUUUGCUCCAACUGUUCAGGGUUGGACCUCUGCGGUCGUAUCCAGCUGCGCUCGGCAGAGCAAUUUAUUUUCAGUUGACAUUAAGAUACAGUCUGGGGUUAAAUUUUUUUAGACAUCAAUAACUUUGUCUAAUAUUAAUAGAAUUUAUAAAACUUUAACAGAAGCUUUGUUUAAGAUUAAAAAAUAAAAUAUGAAACAAAAUUUGAAAAUAUGUAUGUUUCAUUUUUGUCGAGCCUGCGACUUUUGUCGCAGAAAGCUCGACAUAGGGAUAGCGAUCCGGCGGCGGCGGCGGCGGCGUUAGCUAACUUCUUAAAAGCUUUAUAUUUUAGAAGAUGGAAGACCUGGAUGCUUCAUACUUUGUAUAUGGAUGCCUCAUGUUACGAAGUUUCCGUCAGUCACAUGUCCAAUGUCCUUGACCUCAUUUUCAUGGUUCAGUGACUACUUGAAAAAAAAGUUCAGAUUUUUUGUAAUGUUAAAUUCUCUCUUAUUAUAAGUAAUAGGAUAACUAUAUUUGGUAUGUGCGUACCUUGCAAGGUCCUCAUGCCCGUCAGACAGUUUUCACUUGACCUCGACCUCAUUUCAUGGAUCAGUGAACAAGGUUAAGUUUUCGUGGUCAAGUCCAUAUCUCAGAUACUAUAAGCAAUAGGUCUAGUAUAUUCGGUGUAUGGAAGGACUGUAAGGUGUACAUGUCCAACUGGCAGGUGUCAUCUGACCUUGACCUCAUUUUCAUGGUUCAGUGGUUAUAGUUAAGUUUUUGUGUUUUGGUCUGUUUUUCUUAUACUGUAUGCAAUAGGUCUACUAUAUUUGGUGUAUGGAAUGAUUGUAAGGUGUACAUGUCUAGCUGGCAGGUGUCAUCUGACCUUGACCUCAUUUUCAUGGUUCAGUGGUCAAAGUUAAGUUUUUGAGUUUUGGUCUUUUUUUCUAAUACUGCAUGCAAUAGGUCAGCUAUAUUUGGUGUAUGGAAUGAUUGUAAGGUGUACAUGUCUAGCUGGCAGGUGUCAUCUUACCUUGACCUCAUUUUCAUGGUUCAGUGGUCAAAGUUAAGUUUUUGAGUUUUGGUCUUUUUUUCUAAUACUAUAUGCAAUAGUUCAACUAUAUUUGGUGUAUGGAAAUAUUUUAUGAUCUAUAUGUCAGUCACGCAGGUUUUAUUUGACCUUGACCUCAUUUUCAAGGUUCAUUGCUCAGUGUUAAGUUUUUGUGUUUUCGUCUGUUUUUCUUAAACUAUAAGCAAUAGGUCAACUAUAUUUGUUGUAUGGAAGAAUUGUUAGCUGUACAUGCCUGCCUAGCAUGGUUCAUCUGACCUUGACCUCAUUUUCAUGGUUCAUUGGUCAAUGUUUAGUUUACUUGGUUAAUGUUAAGUUUAUGUGACAGUUGUAAUAAAGCUUUAUAUUUAGGACUAUCAACAUAAUAUCAAUGAUUAGUAAAGAAGGCGAGACAUUUCAGCGUGUGCACUCUUGUUCUAUAUUUUAUCGAUAAAUGGACAUAGUUUUUUGGAGUUUAACAUUUACAUACAGACUAGGACUGAAUUUUUUAGACAUCAAUAACUUUGUUAAACCAUCAUUAUGAACCUUGGACAGAUUCUUCUUCAAGAUCAAGUAUAGCAUUUGAAGAAAAAAGUUUUGGCAAUCUAUAUUACACUUUCACACUUACAGCAGCAGUCAUAGGUGAGACAUGAACCCAGAACAAUUUAGAAAAAAAAUGUAAGCAGAUAAACAUUUUUGAAAAUAAAAUAUAUAUGCAAACAUUCUAUUUUAGAAAUUACUUGAAAGAUUGCUUGCCUUAGUUGGCUUGAUUUAAAAUGGUAUCUUCAAGAUAUAUAGACUAUUAGAAUUGGAACUCAUUGCUUUCACUUGCAGUUUUAGAGGACACAGUCACGAUUAUGACAGUUGAUCACUUGUUGACCUGAUAACUAUUUAAAAAGAUUAUCCUGGACAUUUGCUUGUUUAAAUAUGGAAAUAAUUCUAUUAUUUUUCAAUAUACCUUGAAGUUAAAAACCAGUGUUCUUGCAAAUGAUGAGUUUCAUUGUUGUUAUACAAGGAAGUGUUAGUUGUUCAAAUCAAGAUUUGUCAGGUGACCUAUUCUUAUGUUUAUGUUAGUCCCUUUGAUGCAGUUUUAAUAACUGUCACUCUUUGAAAUAGCUCAUGAAGCAAUCUGAAAAGAAUUUACCACUUAAGAAAACUGUCAUAGUAAUAAAAAGCCUAACAAUGUAUUUUAACUGACUAUUUGGUAUGUUAUUGAUAUGAAUAAAUACAAGUGAUUUUACAUGUUAAUGUUGUUGUUUUUUUAAUCUGAUCUUGAAGCUAAUACAUUUCAAGGAGUUAUUAUAUUUAAAUUCCUGGUAAAUUUUUUGUAUUUGCAAAAAAUCUUUUAAUGAAAAGUAUCAAAAAAUAUCAAUGUAAGUCUUGUAUUUCAAAACUUUACUCCUGUAUGAUAUUUUUAUAUUUAUCACUUCACACCUUUUAUCAAAAUCAGAAUUCCAGCUUUUUAUUCUUUCUGUUGUUUCUAUGAUAAUGUUAUUAUACUUAAAUUUCCUGUUCAAAUACUCUCUGUGAUGUAUGAGUAAUAACAGUAGACAAGGUAGGAUUUAGAUUGUUUAUAUAUGUUACAUUGUUUUGUGUAUUGUCAUAUAAAUGUUAUGUAAAAACAAGCAAAUAAAAAAUCAUUAUUGA